GUGUAUGAACUUGGGGCAGAGAGAGAGAGAGAGAGGCCAUAACAAAUUAUUAUAGGGGCAGAUUUAUCCAUACUAGCCUCUGGAUAGUACAAUGGCAUUGCUAAGGUCGGCAGAUCAAGUCUCGCACGGGUUCAUAAGUUUAAGUUGUUUAGUGAGAGGUUACUGCUUUGGUUCGGACACCAUAGUGUCCAGACCACCAGAAUGAGUUUUGAUUUCAAGAAUAAGAAGAGGCACUUUGAUAAUGAUGAAGAAUACAGUCACAGGCAGCCCUUCAGAAGGAACUACCACAAUGACAGAGAGGAGAGAUCAGGGCCUGGGGGUCGGAAGGCCCCUUGGAGAGAAGCUCAAGGGAAGAAGAAGUGGGAAAAAGAAUUAAACUACCAGUUUGAAGUUGUAGAGAGCUCUGGCAAGCCUCGCAAGUACACUGUGAGCAUGGCUGUGCCAGCAUCCAUCCUUGUGGAAACCUGCAUCAUGGACAGCCUCCGUACCUACGUUGUGGGCCAGAUAGCACGUGCUGCCAACAUAUACUCCAUUGAUGAAAUUGUUGUGUAUGAUGAUAAGUGUUGGAAGAAGGAUGUCACCAGUAAAGCUGAAAUUGAAGACUUUAUUGAGAUGAUGCAGCUGUUGCUGGAGUAUCAGGAGUGCCCACAGUAUCUGAGGAAGCACAUGUUCCAGUUUCAUCACCAUCUAAAGAAUGUUGGAGUCCUCAAUGCCCUCAACUCUCCACACCACCUGCGGGCCAACCAGUGGUGUGAGUACAGGGAAGGUGUGGUGCUGGAAAAGAGUAGCAAGUCUGUGUCAUAUGUAGACAUUGGUCUUGGCAGAGAUGUUUCUAUCAACCAAGCCUUGCAGCCUGGCCUGAGGGUUACAGUUCAGCUGCCACCUGAGGCCCAGGAGAUGAAGCGACCUUAUGGGAGUGUGGUGUCUCCCAAUGAGCCGAGGGAGAAAGCUGGCUACUACUGGGGCUACACAGUCCGAGUGGCAAACUCUCUCUCUGAGGUUGUUGCUGGCAGCAGAUUUCCUGAUGGCUAUGACCUCUUGAUUGGAACAUCAGACAAAGGAGAGGACAUAAGGAAAGCCACUUUUCCAAAGUACACACAUGCUCUCAUUAUCUUUGGAGGUGUCGAAGGUUUGGAAUCUGCCAUUAAAGCUGACACAGACCUUGAAGCAACGAAACCCAGCCACCUCUUUGACUUCUACAUAAAUACCUGUCCUCUGCAGCAGAGUCGCACUGUACGCACAGAGGAGGCAGUGCUCAUCUCCCUCUGUCAGCUACAGAGCAAACUGAUUGAUACGCAGUAAAUAUUGGAGAGGCUCCUGCUGGUAUGUUUGGUUUGAUUUUGUCUGUUACUGCUCCUUCUUCCCUUACAAUGUAUUCUUUGCAUAAAGACUAAUUUUCAAGUGAACUACAUAAUGGUGAUUGUAUUUUAGACUUUAUUCAUUAUAUAGAUUGUCCUCGCUUAGUGACAGGGUUAUGUUCGUGACAUCCUGUUGGUAAGCAAAAUCGUUGUUAAGUUGACACUCCCAUAACCCCCUGCCCUAUUUAACACCUCUUACUGAUGGUAUUAGUAUUGGGUUAGGCCUCAAUAAAAACUACAACAUAGAAUAAUAAUAAUAAUGAUAGUAAUAAUAAUAAUAAUAUUGCUGACUGUAAUAAUCAUUAUACCAAGACAUUGAGUUAUCAGUGGGGGCUAGGGUAUAGGAGAGAUGAGGGAUUGGCUGAAAGCCUGCUAUCAUUUGGACCAAGUUUUUGUAUGACAUACAGUAAAUACUACCAUAUAUUUUGGUGGAUAAGAUAUCUCCCAAAUUUCAGUCGGAAUUAAUGGUGUUAGGUGAUAUUUAUUGGUUGUAUAAAAUGAUACCCCAGCUACCAAGGCAUCUGUGGUGAAGUGAUGUAUUGUACAUACCAGUACAGUGAAUGAAAUACCUUGAAUGUAUUACCAGUAAUAAGAUAUAGUCUUCAAGCACAUAGCUGAAUCUAAAAUGAAAUUUCUGUUGGAUAUUUUGUACCUUAUGAAAAAGGUUGGAUGGAUAAAAUCUAUAAAAAUUAGGUGCAGUACGUGUGUUGGGCUGUUGGCCGUAAUCUUCUAUACAUCAUGUUUCUCCAAGUAUUUUUCAGUAUAUGAGCUUAGUCUGAAGGUAAUUGUUUUUGCAUCUGGUAUAUAGUACAACAUCCUUUAUUGUGUCUUUUUAGGAUAAUUCAAUUGUCAUCUUGUAUGCCAAAAUAUGUGGUAGUUUUUUUUUAUAUUGUUUUUACUAUUCUUUCUAAAUAUUCCAGUCUUUGUAUAUCUCUGAGUGGUCAUUUAGUAGGACAGUCAUUAAGGGAUGACAGUUUGUAAUCAUGAGUGCCUUUUUUUUUUUUUUUUUUUUAUCUCCAGAACCUCUCUAUAAUGAGUGUCUCUGUAUGUAGCUUCAUAUUUUGUGUUACAUCACCCAUCAUCAGUUUAGGCACUAAGGAUCUAUUUUCUUGUGCUUUUAGAGAUAUCACAUUCUUUCACUUUACAUAUUCCUCUUCACUUUUUUAAGUAAUACCUCUUUACUAUUCUUAGUUUUAUUGUAUAUUCUUAUUGUAGUUAACUUGAUUCCUGUACUAAAUCCUCAUGAGGGCUUUAGAUAGCUUCAAUAUAUGUAUAUGUUUAUAAAAGAAUAUAGUGUAA
This is a messenger RNA of Portunus trituberculatus (swimming crab), 2657 nucleotides long. RefSeq names its product putative methyltransferase C9orf114. Bases 202 to 1302 code for a protein of 366 amino acids. NCBI's taxonomy places the organism in Eukaryota, Metazoa, Arthropoda, Malacostraca, Decapoda, Portunidae. The record is from RefSeq and is a predicted model, not a curated record. The transcript has 6 exons.